Drosophila sechellia is the source of this 1503-nucleotide messenger RNA. RefSeq lists its product as uncharacterized. Bases 161 to 1060 code for a protein of 299 amino acids. The record is from RefSeq and is a predicted model, not a curated record. NCBI's taxonomy places the organism in Eukaryota, Metazoa, Arthropoda, Insecta, Diptera, Drosophilidae. The transcript has 2 exons.
CUGAACGUUAUAAUAAAGCUUAGUCGCAACUUUCAGUCGGCCGUUCGGCGGGCGCCAGAAAACUUUAAAAACUCACCGGCCACUGGGCCGUAAACUUAUUUCCGAUCUGAGCUUGGAGCUGAACACAACCAACCGGACCAAAUCAGCAGAAGCAGUGGCCAUGAAGUGCACUUUGCUAACCACCUUGCUGGCGACCCUGGCGGCUUCUUCGUUGGCCGCACCCUUCGAUUUGGGUGAAAUCUUCUCGGGCUUUCAGCCGCUGGAGAAACAGGAUGUAGUCAAGCGGCAGGUGCAGGCCAAUCCCGAUGCCGAGCUGAAGCAGAUCUCCUUCCAUGGGCUGAUCGGAGAUCUGGAGGACAGUCUGUUCACGUCCGCCUUGAGUCUGCACCAGGCCAGUGCGCCGGGCAGCGAGGUGGAGGAGGUGAAACCUGAAUCUCAGGCUGCGAUCACUGAGGGCGAGGAGCACGCGCUGACCAAGCGAUCUGAUGAGUCCACGCCGGCCACAUCAGUCGUCUCGGCCUCGGACGAUGGCCUGGCGCGCAAGAUUCUGCUGCAGACCACCAGGAAGGUGCCCGAUGGAGAGGAUGGUGUGCCCGCCCACUUGAUUAUCGAUCAUGUGUCCGUGCAGCCACACAAUGGUGGUGCCAUCCCACUGAUUCCCACCUUCCAGGUGCACCACACCAAGCUAAUCUCGGCCACCAUCAAGGAGGACUCCAAUAGCGACAGCAGCGAUGGCAAGCAGACCAAGAUUAGCAUCACCAAAACAUCGAUUACGUCCACGGCGCCAAUUGAGAGUGUGGAGGAGGCGGUGGCCCUGGCUGGAUCUGCGACCAACACCGAGGAAGCCACCACCAAGGUAGAGACGACCACAAAGGCCGUUGAGAAGGAGGAGGCUGACAAGAGCUCCACUACCAUCUUGACCAUUGUGAGCAGCUCCACCUCCACCACCACCACCACCACGGAGGAGCCCAUUCAAAAGCUGAAAAAGGACGAGGAGAAGCUGAAGGAGAAGGUGGCCGAGGUGGAGGCCGAUCCCGUCAUCCUCUCGGCUCGCGUUUAAGCCGGCCGACCUCUGAACCCUCUAGCUGUAAACCUCAUCUCCAACUCAUCCCGCAACUCGAAUAUUUAUGACACGCCAAGUUCAAUUAAAGUCAUGUGAUCCGAUCCGAUCUAAAGUCGCCUUAUUUGCAUUUCCAAUUCACACGCUGCGGGAAGUGAUGAGCUGGGUGGCCAGGUCUACCCGGGGAUCUCUGCCAAAUUUGAGGCUCUAAUUGCUCGGAUAAACACAAGCCCUUAUGAAGCUAGCGGUUCAACCAGGCAUGAACGAUUCAUCCGAAACCUUCCCAGACUCUCCGGUGGGAAAAACCCCACAACGCAUCCAAAUUUUUCGCUUCCAAGCAAAUAAUACUAUAUGUACAUAUGUUCUCUGAAAGCGUGUUGCAAAUGUGAACUUCAAUUGGGUUAAUAAAACAUUGCCAAAUUGUUUGGGCCCGAACUAUCCAA